UUUUCCGUAGUUUCCGCCUUUCAUCCGGUACACGCGGUCGAGGUACGCCGUGAUAAACGUCGCGUAAUUGAAAGAAAAUAUAUCCUAAGUUUUCCACAGAAAUUUUUCGAAUCCUAUGAUAGCGUGUAUGGUUUGAAAUCGACUAUAUUCCGUGAAAAAAUGGCGCGAUAUGGACAGAGACCUGAGAAUGCUCUGAAAAGAGCAAAUGAAUUCAUUGAAGUAGGCAAACCAGCCCGAGCAUUAGAUACUUUGCAAGAAGUCUUCCGCAAUAAAAAAUGGACAUACAAUUGGUCAGAAUCGGUAUUGGAACCGAUAAUGUUCAAAUAUUUGGACUUAUGUGUGGAGCUGAAGAAAUCACACAUAGCAAAGGAAGGCCUAUUUCAGUAUCGAAAUAUGUUCCAAUCGGUAAAUGUUGGAAGUUUAGAAAAUGUCAUACGUGGAUAUUUACGCAUGGCAGAAGAAAAAACAAAUCAAGCGCGGAAACAGAGUCAACAGGCUGUUAUAGAUAUAGAUGACCUUGAUAACUUAGCCACACCUGAAAGCAUACUGUUGUCGGCGGUCAGUGGCGAAGACGCGCAAGAUCGAAGCGAUCGCACUAUUCUGACGCCAUGGGUGAAAUUUCUAUGGGAAUCUUAUUGCCAGUGCUUAGAAUUAUUAAGAACAAAUGCUCAUGUUGAAACGUUAUAUCAUGAUAUCGCACGUAUGGCCUUCCAGUUUUGUCUUGAAUAUAAUCGUAAGACUGAAUUUCGUAAAUUGUGCGAGAAACUACGAAAACACUUAGAGGAGAUUUGUAAACUACCGGCCCUAGUUUCAAAUGUUUCCAUGAACAGGGCGGAGACGCAACAGCUGAAUUUGGAAACGCGACUAAAUCAACUUGAUUCUGCAAUACAAAUGGAGCUGUGGCAAGAAGCAUUCAAAUCCUCCGAAGAUGUACAUGGUAUGAUGAAUUUAUCUAAGAAACUUCCAGUACCAAAAACCAUGGCCAACUAUUACCAGAAAUUAGCCAUGGUUUUCUGGAAGGCAGGUAACUAUCUAUUCCAUGCUGCCGCAUUGUUUAAAUUGCUGCAACUCUCCCGCGAAAUGAAAAAGAAUAUGUCUUUGGAGGAACAGCAGAGAAUGGCCAAUCGUGUGUUAUUGGCCACCCUAUCUAUCCCACUGCCAUCAGCGCACCCUGAAUUUGAUCGUUUUAUAGAAACAGACAAGAGUCCAUUAGAGAAAGCUCAGAAACUUGCUACACUUCUAGGACUCACUCAGCCACCAACGAGAGUUUCCUUGCUUAAAGACAUUGUUCGUUUGAACAUCGUUAAUUUAGCAUCACCACAAUUGCAAGAAUUGUAUUCGUGGCUCGAGGUCGAGUUUCAUCCUCUGGAGCUAUGUAGCCGAGUAGAUUCUGUCAUUCAAACGCUACAAGCAGACGAAAAUAGUCCAUUGAUUCAGUAUGUCCCAGCUUUACAAGAUGUAACACUCGUACGUCUGGUUCAUCAAAUAUCCCAGGUUUAUCAGACGAUACAAUUCGCUAGGCUUUUGGAACUUGCCAAAUUUACGACAGACUUUCACCUAGAACGUCUGCUGGUGGAUUGUGUAAGAUACAACGACAUGCAGAUAAGGAUUAGUCACGGAAAAAAGUGUGUCCACUUUGGAGUUGAUUUGUCGGAAGCUCAGAGAGAAGAUCAUCCCGAUGGUCCCGUGUUACAAGCAAUGCCUUCUGAACAGAUUCGCUGUCAACUUGUAAAUAUGGCCACUGUGCUGCAUCGAGCGAUCAAUAUUAUUAAUCCGAAUAAGAAGAAGAUGGAGCGAGAGAAAUUGCGUUCCGCCAUGGUAAGCCAUUAUCAUGAAACCAAAAUGAAAGAACACCAGAGAAUCCUAGGAAGACACAAGAUCAUAGAAGAAAGAAAAGAAUAUAUUGAACAUAUUAAUACAGUCCGCGAGGAAGAGGAAAUGCGAAGACAGGAAGAGCUCCAGAGGCAGCAAAUGUUAGCAGAGCAGAAGAGACUCGAACAAGAGAGAGAAGAACGUGAAAGGAAGCGACAACAGAGUGAGAUCCAACAGAUUAAGGAUAGACAUUUGAAGGAGAAGAUGCAACAGAUAUCUCAAACUAGUCAUGGUCAGAAGGUACUGAAGAAAUUGGAUGAGGAUGAAAUCAAGAAGCUAGAUGCAGAACAAAUUGCAGCUCGAGAAGCAGAAGAAUUGCAGAAAGAACGUAGAGAGAUGCAGCAGAAAUUGAAGUCACAGGAGAAGAAAAUAGAUUACCUGGAACGUGCUAAACGUUUAGAAGAAAUACCACUACUAGAGAAAGCAGUUGAAGAAAAAAUGGAAUUAGCUAAACAACGCUGGGAACAACAGGAAGCUGAACGAAUUGCUGCAGCUAUUGAGGAGAGACAGCAGGCUGUUGCUACUCGUGAACGUAUGGCGAGGAUGAAGGAGGAUCAUGAUAUUUUCUUAGCGAAAAUUUUGGCCGAGCGUAAGAGUAUUUAUUUAGAGAAGUUGAAAGAAUUUGAGAGAGUAUUGAACGAGGAGAGAGUUAGCAGAUUGCUGAAACGUAAGAUGGAGCGUAAGGCUGAAAGAAAAGCGAAAUGGGAGAAGGAACGAGCUGAGGCUAUUGAGAGAAAACGUCUAGAGGAAUUGCGUAUUAAACAGGAGGAAGAGAAACGACGUUUGGAGGAGGAAAGAGCUAAGAGAGAGGAGGAAGAGAGAUUGAGACGCGCAGAGGAAGAAGCGAGGGAAGCUGAACGUCUAGCUAAGAUUGAAAAACAGGCAGAAAUUACUAGAGCUAGAGAAGCUGAAAUAGAACGAAAGUUAGAAGAGGAGAGACAGAGGGACAAGGAAAUAACCAGAUGGAGAGGAGGUGAACGUCAUCGUAUAUCAGAAAGGCCAGUCGAAAUGUCAUGGCGUCGUCCUGUUGAUGCAAAAGAUGACGGUAUGAAGGAAGAAUCCACUCGCUGGAAGAGACGGGACGCGAGAGAGGGACAAGAUAAUAAAUGGCGAAGGGAUGACGAUAAACCGAAGAAAGAUACCAUCGAGAGAUGGAGAAAAGACGAUUACGAUAAGGAUGAUACAAGGGAUCGGACAGAUAAAGAUCGUGGAAUGGAUGGACGUCCAAUGCGUGACAUUCCACGUGAUUCGUUAUCUGAUGGACCUCGUAAUCGUGGCAGAAUGCCUGAUCGUCGUGGAGGUGGUGGCGGCGGCAGCGGUGGGGGCGGCGGCGGCGGCGGUGGCGGUGGCGGUGGUGGAACGCGUAGUCAAAAUUGGCGCGACAAAAGCGAUACAAUACAAAAUUCGCCACGAGACUUUCCGAGACGUGAUGAAAAGCGAGAUGAUACUAAAGAUGAUAGACUUCCACCAAAACACGAUGAGAGAAGACGACCGCCUGAAGACGAUGGAUGGUCACAGGAUAAAGACACAAGGAUGACAGCUGCAGGAUAUAAAUUACGUACAGAAUUUUCCAAUCUUCUCGGAGCAAUUAUCUGAAACGUUUUAGAGAAGUGGCUGAGUAAUAAAGUUAUACCGACCGAGGUAGCACACAGAUAAUAAAGACAGACUGUCGUGCUUGGUUGUUCUUUCGAAGAUAAGAUCACCCUCCUUGCGUCGAAUGAAAGUUAUGUAAAACGCGUUGUUGGUGAGAAACUCGUCAGAAACUCAGAUUAGCCAACGGUGAACAGAUUGAAUAAUUUAACAGAUCAGUGUCCGUGUCCAGUACACGAUCGUGUUGAAAAACUACGUGGUCAGUGUUUUAAAUCAUAAACUUCAUCGUAAAUUGAAUUGUGCAAAUAGCACCGAUGUUUCCUGGUAAUCUUUGUGGCAAGCAAUCACGUACAUCCAAUACGAGCUCGCAUUCUAGAUGCUUGAAAAACCCUUCGGUUAUUCGAUUACGAGAAAACAAGCGAAAAUCAUAGGCGAAACGUAUGAUAGCCGGUUUUGUUGAUUUUUUCAAUUUGUUACUCAGUGGAUAAAAGAAAAUAUUUUAAUGUAAGAAAAAGAAAAUGGUAUGGGAC
This is a messenger RNA of Bombus pyrosoma, 3992 nucleotides long. It is a transcript of the gene eIF3a, whose product is annotated as eukaryotic translation initiation factor 3 subunit A. Gene Ontology annotation, molecular function: mRNA binding; translation initiation factor activity. The record is from RefSeq and is a predicted model, not a curated record. Gene Ontology annotation, biological process: translation reinitiation; formation of cytoplasmic translation initiation complex. The transcript is spliced from 7 exons. NCBI's taxonomy places the organism in Eukaryota, Metazoa, Arthropoda, Insecta, Hymenoptera, Apidae. Bases 160 to 3468 code for a protein of 1102 amino acids. Gene Ontology annotation, cellular component: multi-eIF complex; eukaryotic translation initiation factor 3 complex, eIF3m; eukaryotic translation initiation factor 3 complex, eIF3e.